CAUAGGCCCGUGAUCCGUUGUCGUGUUCACACAGCCAAUUUUGUGCAAAAGCCAAGAGAUCAGACUGCAAGGACAGUUUGGACAGUAAUAGGAAUAGCGAGGAGGAAUAACUACUAGAGAUGAUCUUGCUUGGGACAGUGCGGACGCUACUAGGAAUACCGAAGAGGAUGUGCAGAUGAGAAUCGGUCCUGGUCUAACCUGAACAGUCUUUGUGAUUUUUUCGUUGAAUAUAUCAAUCUACACCUAGAAGGCUCCUAGUCCUAGUAUAUCGUGCGGUACAAACACAGAAUCGUCUGUCGUACGCCCUUACCUCUACGUAUCUUCGAGAACACGGAAGGAAAAGCCGCUUCCUAUUCGUACUGGUUUGAAAUCACCUAGUGUACGACGUAGUCAUAGUACUAUCGUUCACAACUUCAAUGUCGUUCAUCAGCCUGGCAUGUCGUUCAUACAUUUUUCGUGGCAUUACAUCGUCCAAUAUUUCGCUUUACUCCUCUCAAUCUUCGAAGCAGCAGCCUCAAUUCUAGUCCAAGUAUAAUGACCCCGUUGAUGAGCAUGAUCACCCUAGCAAUGAAAGCAUAUGACAAACAUUUUUCUAAAAAAGUUCCACAAAUUCUCCCCUCGUAAGUUUUACUGCAUGAACCUGUGGUUGCAUUUGCAUAUCGUUCGCCCUCAGUUGUAAGUAGUUCUACGACCAAGUUCGAUUCCAAAGCUUCGUGUCACCUUCAUGUUGCACGAGGUCUCGUCGUGCAAGUUCAGCCUACCACGAGGACCGUGGCAAGAAGAACUGCAGUGUAGCUGGUGACUUCCAUUUUCUCUCCGUUUCCGCUGCUGCCAUAGCAAUUGUCGUCGUCGUGCUUCUUUACAAGUACAAUUCCUCGGCGCUGGUAUCAUGCCGUUGAAGCAGCAAGCCAAACAGCUGGAUGUCCGCGGGAUCCGCGGGCGGCAGGGCAAUCAGCCGUUCCCAACGGACACCCGGGAUUUGGACAACCUGUUCGAGUUUUACGACCGCGACAACAGCGGCGCGCUUUCCGUGGACGAGUUUGUGGAUCUAUUGAACGACUGGCGGACGCAGAAGGGAAGAAUUACCAAACGGCAAGUGCUCGAGUUUAUGGAAUGGAUUGACGAUGACAACAACCGCGAGGUGGAUCGGCGGGAGUUUAAAGAUUUCUUCCUACAAGCGGUCUACGUUCAGGAACUGAUGGAGGCCAUGAACUCCGCCGGGGCAAAAAUGAACGUGCAGCGAACAUGCAUGGUAAGUAUACUAGACAGAGUUACUUACGUAAACAUGCAUUUACAUACUAGUUAUAGAUGAGUUCUUGCAGUUGCAGCCGGCGAUGCCGAUGAUAGUACGUGCGGAUGGCAACAUCUAGCAUAGCAGUCGUGCUCUUUACGUCGUCUUGGUCUCAUUAGUAUUCUUUAGAGGAGCUAUGCUAGAGUUAGAGGAGCCAAUCAUAAUGGGAUCAUCCUCUUCCUCGGUAGAAAGGCUGCGUUCCAUGCUCGGCACUCGAUCCAAAAAGUUCGAUCCUAAGCGAAAAAUUAAAGCAUGGAAAUGAUCGCAAUCUAGGGCGACUACGCACGGUUCCUAGGUCUUCCAGAAUGAGUAAGUAUUAAAGACUACCCAGUUCUACUUUCCAAAUGAAAAAUUGAAAUUACGACAGAUGGGCUAUGGCGUUCUCAAACGUUACAUUCUCAACUGUUACAUGAAUUUGCCAUGCAAAAGCGCCUUCAGCUGGCAGAUGAUCGAGCUGCUUCGCAUGACAAAUUUCGGAAGGGCUAAACAGCAUCUAAAUCUGCGCCAAACUUGUAAUGCAAGAGGCGCAAUCUUCCUCCUUUCACUUUUGCCAGUCUUGCAUUACAAAUUCAUGUAACAGUUGAGAAUGUAACAUUUGAGAACUCCAUAUGGGCUACUUCUUCGGGCUGAUCUUCAUGUGGUGCUUUUUCCUGUUCCAGUUCUUUCAGAAUCGCGAGGUAAGUUUUUUUUCGAAUGAAUGGAUCGGAACUCCAUAAGGUAGAGGGGCCUUAUUUUCCAAGAUGCACUUGAACAUCCUCAUCCCCCGCACGAUAAUGAUGAGACUACUUCUUGGCUGUGGAUCUGCAACGACGGCGGUUCCUGUCUUGAAGAAACACUACUUUCGCGAAUCUCGUUAAUCUGAUACAGUGCGGGGGAUGAUUUUUCUUUUUGCAGAAUGUGCAUUUUGUCGACGACUGUUAGUUACCGACCACACGUUUGUUGUGCUACGGUUACCGACAACGGUCGUGUAAAAACAAUUCAAAAAUUAUUAUCGAACAACCAGGACGGGCAAUCUGGGAUGGGUUUUUCCACGAUCGGUCUGCUUCUCACGUCCAUUUUCCUGGGCCUCGGAAUCGUGGGCCUCCUCUGUGUGCCGAUUUAUCACAUGAACAAAGACAAACUGCCGGAUUUCACCUCCGCCACGGCCGUAGCGCUAAUGCAGGGGCGGCGCAAGGACGUGCAGGCCGCCAUAGACGCCCGGAACGCGCAGCCGAAGGGCCCCAAGGCCAGGUACGAGGCCGAGCAGGCCGCGCUGAGCCAGGCGGAGAAGGACCAGAUGAACAAGCCGAAAUUUCAGGCGCCCAUCGUCCGAGACCCGGAGAGCGGGAAAAACAUAGUCACCUCGGAGCAGAUCGCCGACGCGUUCGAGACCCACCAGCAGACCACGCCCGUGCACACGGGCCCCACGGUGGCCAGCGAAAACGACAAGUUGAACUGCAGUUACCGGAUCAGCAAACUGCGACCGGUUUUGAAGGAGGACAGCCGGGGGGACCUGGAGGAGUACUACCGCGAGCAGGCGGCCUACGACCAGUCGCCGACGUCCGUGCCCAUCGACCGGCCGGAGGACGAGCACGUGGAGGACCCUAUGGCGCACUACGCGCUAGCGGUAGUCGUGCCGGAGUCGGCGCGCGGCGCGGCCAACCGCCCGCAAACGGCCCCCGGGGGGAGCCAGAUUAUGCGGCACGGCGGUGUUCCUGGUACGAUGUCCGGGGCGCAAACCCCACGAGACGGGCACCCGAGGCCAAUCACGCCCGGGGGUGGCAGUCGGCGCGGGACGGGGUUGCGGUCCGGCCACGGGACGCCGCGCAGUCGCGCGAGCACGCCACGAAGUCAGUACAGCGUGGGCGGGACACGACGCGGCGGGUCGCAACAGAACCGAACCCGGCCGCGGACCGCACCGGAGUUCGACGGGUUUUACAGCAACUCGGUGUCCCCCGAUAUGAGCAUGACCCUACCGUCGAGAUUCGGAUCACAGGAUACGCUGAACCUGGGGCGGUCAUUGCCGACGGACUUUGGUCGUCGGCCGCCGACCGGGUCGCUGUGGGCGGAUAUACCAGGCUACGCGGAUGCGCAAAACGACUUCAUGCAGACCCUGCCUUCCGGAAGGCCAAUCUCCAUGCAGAGCAACCCAGAAAAGUACGUUUCGAUUUUCAGGCAUGAGAAAAACAAUUUAUGAAGUCGCUGUCUUGCAAGCAGAAUCACUUCGACAAUUUACUGUGAUGACCCAAUUGGUAAAUUCUGACACCUCUAUUGGGAGGAGCCUGCUGGGCUCCGAUGCCAAAGAGAAACCUCUUAAGUUAUCCCUGUCUGAUGCAACAUGUCGACCUUGCGUAAAGAUCAAAUUAAUCGAGCGGUCGCGGGUGCCGCGUGAUAAAUUCGCAACGCCCACUUCAUAGUUGGAAUUCACCGUCGAAAACGAAAGCGACAAUUUCAUAUUCAAAUUCAACAGAUACCAUGCGGAUCAAUACGAGGAAAGAAGGAGAUCACAGGUCCAGACGCCCCAAAGCCACUGGUUCAACUCCCUCGUCGUGCCGGAUACACUGUACCAGCCUUUUUUUCGCUGAUUUUUAGCAGCAAUCAACACCUGAAACAAAUCUGUGAGACGAGCGCCUGAUGAGCGGGCGUUUUUUGUCGCGUGCUGACACGCACGUUCAAGACAGGAAUAAUUUUGUCCCGGUUGGAUCUCAACAGGAACUUCCUGGAUGCCAUGCUGCGCACAACUCUCACUUUCCUCUUGCGCAGCGAUGCCGAGUGUUCCUGAGCACCGGCUUCUGAGUUACUUCAGAAAGCCUGUGGUGUCGCAGGUUCGGCAACAUCCUAGAGCAAAGAGUGGCGCUGGUCGAGUGCAAGCUGGAUUCACUUUCAGUUUGCGCUCCUAGCAAAUCACUCUGGCUUCAUAUUCCUUGUCGCGGUAGGAGCACGUGCCUGAUUUUUCUGCCAUCUGAGGCUACAGAAUCUUGCACUGUAGGGUCGCUUUGCGGCCAAACUCCCGGGUCAAACCAUGGAGCACACACAUUUUCUAGGUUUUCGCUAUCUUCUCUGAGCAACAUGGCGGUGCCGCGUUGUGGCAUCGAUUAGUUCGUUGUACAUGCUUUAUUUGGAGUACAAACUUAUGUGGCACAUUUCAUGAUGACAACCUUUGAGAACAGCGUUUUACCGUUUCUCAAACAUUCGCAGUAAGUGUCCUACUAAGCGGCUUGAUCUUGUUUACAACGAUCAGGCUGCGUAUGCUGGACAAACUUCCUUAGAUGUCUGACAGAAAAUACCUACGCAGAAAAAAACCAACGCGCAAUGACAUACCCAUAUGACUGCGAUCAUGUAAGUACUAAUCCGCUUGAUCUUGCAUGUAUGUGUAGGGAAGAUCUUUACUAUCGUUGUAUGUUGCCCUUGUUGCAUGACAAGCUCACUUCUAAACACACUACACAGGCGGUCGGACUGGAAGACGAUCAGCAGGGAAAGAAUCCACGGAAACUGGAACAACUGAUGACAACUUCUCAUGCGCGUCGUCAGAUCCACCACUCUUUUUUUGCCGUGCGUUCUGCACAGCAAAUACCCGGUGGAAUUGAUGACAAACAUACUAUCCAUUAAAUCCAAGUGUCUGAAGAUCCGAAGUCCGAACCAUAGCUCGAUCCUGCUGUAUUGAAUCAAGUACACUAGUAGUAGAACAAGUAGUCUCUGGUUGUACGACCUCGUCGUCCUACAGAAAUUCGCAUCUGUUGUGUAGGUAUGCUGACUACCGCCAGUAGUUUUCAUUCUACCCAUGAUUCCUUCGUUUCCCCAUUCCAAUUUCUUCUACCCACGAUUCUCAUUCUUUCCGUGAAGAGGUCUUUGUCGAGAUGAACAGUGGUUCUGGUUCUUCCGGCAGGAUAAUCACGAGCCCUCCCAAUGCGCGAAUAGUUCGACAGUUUGAUUUCUGCAAUUCCAAUUCUAUGCCGUCU
This is a messenger RNA of Amoebophrya sp. A120, 5229 nucleotides long. NCBI's taxonomy places the organism in Eukaryota, Dinophyceae, Syndiniales, Amoebophryaceae. The record is from the annotation of a GenBank genome assembly.